UAUCAGAGCGAAGGUCAGGAGAUGAAGGAAGUGAUGGUGGACGCCUCGCUGACGGAGUACAACCUGACCAGACUUCACCCCGGAUCCAAGUACGCGGUGCAGCUCCAGGCCGAGGGAGGAGGCCGAUACUCUGCUGCCAUCUCCACUGACUUCACCACCGGCACCCUGAGGUUCCCCUUCCCCACAGAUUGCUCCCAGGAGCUGCUGAACGGCAUCAGGACGUCCGGCGAGGCGGAGGUCUUCCCUCAGGGGAAACUCGGGACGCCGAUGAUGGUUUCCUGCGACAUGGAGACCGACGGCGGCGGCUGGACGGUCUUCCAGAGGAGGAAGGACGGCUCCGUGGAUUUCUUCCGAGGCUGGAAGGACUACACUAAAGGAUUUGGGAGUCUGAGUGGAGAGUUUUGGCUCGGCCUGGAGAGCCUCUACAACCUGACAGCGAUGACCCGGAUGAGUCUGCGUGUCGACCUGCGGGACAAAGACGAGGCGGUGUUCGCCAAAUACUCGACGUUUGAGCUGGUGAAGAGGCACUACAAGCUGAUCGUGAGCGGAUACAGCGGCACCGCAGGUGACUCUCUCAGCUACCACAGCCAGCGGGUCUUCUCCACCAAAGACCGCGACCUGUCCCCCUUCAUCACCCGCUGUGCCAUGUCGUACCGCGGAGGCUGGUGGUACAAGAACUGCCACGAGGCGAACCUCAACGGCGUCUACGGCACCGACGUCCGUCACCAGGGUGUGAUCUGGACCGCCUGGAAAGGAAAACAGUUUUCCGUCCCGUUCACUGAGAUGAAGAUGAGACCAGCAGCCUUCAGUCCUCCAACCAGAGGAUGAGGACGAUGAACUGAACUAAAGACAUGACGCAUGAUGGACAGCAGUGUGUACACACUGGUGCAAACACACUCACACAAACACACACAGAGGAUGACGUAUUUUUUAAUUUGUAUAGAGGUCAGUUAUCUGUAUGUUAUUGUACAGUUUGUAUCUUCUUUUUAAAGCAGGGCUGCUCCCACCGUCUCUAUAUUUAAAGGGCCAGUUCACCCAAAUUACAAAACACACACACACACACACACACACGCACACACACACACCACUCUCCAAAAGUUGCCACCAAAGCUUGACUGUGUGCUUUUAGCUUGCAGAAAGUUCACUUUUCUAAUAUAUAAUAUUUUGUUUUGUACGUGGACAGCAACAGUUGAGUACGAAUUGAAGAAAUCACCAGUUAUCGGCAAAAGAAAGCGGAAGCUUAGCAUCAAAAUGUCUGCAGAUUUAAACAUGAACAGCUUCCUGUUUCAGUGGCAACGUGUUUCACAAUAAAAGCAGCCUAGAACAAGCAGGAAUUAAGGGGCAACGUGCUGCUUUAGCAAAGCUCUUCUUCAAAUGUUCCAAUAGAAAUAGAAGGUUUAGAAUCGCUGUUUGAAUAUCAGCUGAACAAAUCACUUUAAAGAGAGACUAACUCAAUAUUUACAUCCACUAAAUGGUUUGAAUCACUUCUUCUUUUGGGGCCAAAACUAUUUCAAAUGUACAUAAUACGUUUAGUGUCUGAAUAAUACUCGUAUGUUAGAAUAGUUACUGUAGAAGAGAUGUCACUAUAACAGCUGAUUCCACACGGUUGAACGGUUUUGUGUUUUCUACCCGUCAACCAACACCAACACACGUCUCAAUCUUCUUCCUCUUUUUAAUAAUGCAGGCUCACUUUUAAAAGUGUAAAUGUAGCCGACGUUUGCAGCACUUUAACUAUUUUCAGGUUUGAUGGACCAAAACUUUCUUUAAUGUAAAUAAAUACCAGCCAGCUGCCAAAGAGUUAAACAUGCAGUAAAAUACAGAAUCGUGAUAUCAUUUGUUGCUGGUCUAAAUGAAAUGAAUGAUUGUUUUGAGCUGGAAUUUCUGCAAAAAAUUAUAUUUCUGAUCAAGUCCAUGUGUUUUAAAGCUCAACAGCGCCACCUGCUGUAAGGUAUUUCAGCUACACCUUCUUAUAUAUAUUGUCUGUGGGUUCAACCUUGGAAACAAGCAGGUGAGUGAUGGAGAGUUUAGUUUGUCCUUCUGUGUUUUCUCUGCAAAUCUCUCCGUGUUUUAGUGUUAUUUUUAAUAAAAUGU
This is a messenger RNA of Anarrhichthys ocellatus (wolf-eel), 2091 nucleotides long. RefSeq names its product tenascin-R-like. The coding region runs from base 22 to 828 and encodes 268 amino acids. The transcript is spliced from 7 exons. Lineage: Eukaryota; Metazoa; Chordata; Actinopteri; Perciformes; Anarhichadidae. Gene Ontology annotation, molecular function: protein binding. The record is from RefSeq and is a predicted model, not a curated record.